AUGAUUAACUCGACCCAAUUCUUGUCAUUUAUACUAGCUGGAUAUAAUGACACUGGACCACUAAAAUUCUUGUUUUUCAUUCUAAUAACUGUGUUAUACAUCUCUAUAUUGUUUGCCAACACAUUACUUAUUGUGGUCAUAUGUAUGGAGAGAAGACUUCACAAACCCAUGUAUCUGUUUCUGUGUAUUUUGUUUGUAAAUGACUUGUAUGGAAGCACUGCUUUGUUUCCUGCUCUAAUGAUUAAUUUGGUUUCAGAUGACCAUUCAAUUUCCACUAUGUACUGUUAUCUACAGAUUUUUUGUAUAUAUUCGUAUGGAGCAAUUGAAUUCAGUAAUUUAGCUGUCAUGUCCUAUGACAGGUAUCUUGCUAUAUGUUAUCCACUACAGUAUAAUGUCCUGAUGACACCAAAGAUGGUGUGCAUUUCUUCAUGUGUAAUAUGGUUGUUGAUUUGUAUUCAUAACAUUAUACUUUUGUCUUUAACUAUUCAUUUAAAAUUGUGUGGGAAUGUAAUAGAAAAAGUGUACUGUGACAACUUCCUUGUAGUGAAACUAGCCUGUUCUGCUCCUGAUAUAACUGUCAAAAAUAUCUAUGGACUCUGUGGUCUUGUUUUGUUUUUGGCUGUCCCGUUAUUUACAAUUAUUUUCUCAUAUAUUAAGAUUUUGACUAUUUGUUUGAAAUCUUCCACUGAGACUCGACAGAAAGCAGUCAGCACCUGUACUCCUCAUCUGGCAUCACUGCUUAACUUCUCCUUUGGCUGCCUAAUAAAUCUGCUCCAGAGCAGAUUUGAUAAGCCUUUGCAAACCUUUCCACCUGUACUUCAAACAAUUAUUUCGGUGUAUUUCCUGAUGUGUCAGCCCCUUUUAAAUCCUGUUGUGUAUGGAGUUAGGAUGUCUAAAAUCAGACAGGCUUGUAGAAACAUACUUCCUGUACGUCUCUAUACGAAAACAUAA
Molecule: messenger RNA, 951 nt
Organism: Esox lucius (northern pike)
Lineage: Eukaryota; Metazoa; Chordata; Actinopteri; Esociformes; Esocidae
Product: olfactory receptor 11A1-like
Exons: 1
Coding region: 1-951 (316 amino acids)
Biological process (GO): G protein-coupled receptor signaling pathway
Cellular component (GO): membrane
Molecular function (GO): G protein-coupled receptor activity; olfactory receptor activity
Source: RefSeq, a predicted model, not a curated record